AUGGGCCGCACACUCACAUACCCCAAGGGAGGCUCAAACACUGUCAAUAGAUACAAGCAUCGCGGACCCGUUCCCACCAUCCUGCCCAUGAUCGGCCAGAUGGGCUCCUUCGAGUACCCCUCUGCAGCGAUCGAUGAGCCACUCGAAUGCUACCUGCACGGCUACGUCAGUUCGCGCAUCAUGAACCUGGCGCGCAGCUCCGACAAGGGUCUGCCCAUCUGCAUCGCUGCGAGCAAGGUCGACGGGAUCGUUCUGUCUCUCACGCCGAACUCGCAUAGCUAUAACUACCGCUCGGCGAUCCUGCACGGAUACGCCAAUUUGGUGACGAGUGACGAGGAGAAGGUCUGGGCUAUGAAACUGAUUACCAACUCAGUUGUGGCGGAUCGGUGGGAUAAUUCGCGAGUGCCGCCGGAUAGUGCGGAGAUGUCCUCGACGGUGAUUCUGAAGGUGACUAUUGUGGAUGGGAGUGGGAAGAUACGUGACGGGGGUGUCUCUGAUGAGCGGAAAGAUAAGGACAAUGAAGAAGUUACAGGCCGCAUCUGGACUGGGGUUGUUCCCGUCUGGGAGACCUUUGGAGAACCUGUCCCCAGUGCGGAGAAUAAGGUUGCUGAUGUACCGGAACAUAUCAGGUCUUAUAUUGCGGACAAGAAUACGAAGAACCGCGCGUACGCUGAAGGCGCAGUGGGCACUGAGUUGCCCGCAGAGGAGCAGCAUUAG
Molecule: messenger RNA, 717 nt
Organism: Penicillium chermesinum
Lineage: Eukaryota; Fungi; Ascomycota; Eurotiomycetes; Eurotiales; Aspergillaceae
Product: pyridoxamine 5'-phosphate oxidase family protein
Exons: 2
Coding region: 1-717 (238 amino acids)
Source: RefSeq, a predicted model, not a curated record